Molecule: messenger RNA, 1809 nt
Organism: Lachancea fermentati
Lineage: Eukaryota; Fungi; Ascomycota; Saccharomycetes; Saccharomycetales; Saccharomycetaceae
Source: the annotation of a GenBank genome assembly
AUGAUUGCUUUCUCGAGGCCACUCAAAUCAAAGAGCCCUUGUAGCAUAUGCACUCGAAGAAAAGUUAAGUGUGAUCGCCUAAUACCGUGCUCUAAUUGCGUGAAACGAGGCCAGGAAAAAGAAUGCAAAUCUAGUGCCAAACACCACUCGGGAAGUGAAGAUUACGCAAAGCAAUGUUUAGGUCUUUGGCAAGGUUAUGAUUAUUGGGUCCUAAAUCUAGGUCUUUUCAAAAUGGCAUUGCCAGAGCUCACAUCAUGGACUGAUGUACGGGCCGACAUCGACGAGACGCAAUUUUGGAAAGACUACUUGAACAUGGACGUUUCUUUCAAGCUUCUUGAUUAUUCUAUGGAGAAGCUUGGUGGAUUGUACUUUGGUACCGUUGGUGACAUUGGUGAAUUAUAUGUCCAGCUGGAGGGUUAUUGGGCUCGUAGAGAGUCAUCUCAGGAAACGCAAAAUGCCGACUACUACUUAUGGGAUGCAUUGCUAUGGGCGAUUUUUACAAUGUCUAUAUACUAUAUGCCAAAAGAGAUGCUCACUGACCUUCUUGAUGCCUCUCCUGUAUCGCAGUGGUUUCAUGAGAGGGAAGAUCAGUAUUGGUCAGAAGAGUUAAAAUUUAAUCUCUUCAAUGGAUUUUUGAAAGCCACGAUUCAGCAACUAAAAUGCGCGGACUUUUUAGCGCAUCCUGAUAUUCGCGUUAUUCAAGUGUACCUGAUACUCUCUACCACGUCAUUUGUUCAGCUUAAACGAACAUUCUCUAAUAGCGUGCUUACGCACUGCCUGCACCUUGCCAAACUACUCCAAUUAGAUCAAUUCAAGGCGUUAGUCACAGAUACGGCCGAGGUAAGACUCGCAAAAAUGGCAUCCGAAAGAAUUUGGUACCGUCUGUGUACGCAUGAUUAUUGGCAGUCUGGUCCCAAUAAGCCACUUUCCAUUCAUGAGGAAAACUCAUCAUUACUUAAUCAUGCUGCUUUUUUAAUGGAUAGGCCAAAUGUUGACGUCUAUCAGAGUGAAGAUACCUUCGAAACUUUGGUCUGGAAAAUAGUAUCAUUGGAAAGAGAUCUCGAAAGAUAUUCUUCCACAAGUAGCAAGCCUCCUUUAAAGACUUUGGACGCAGUAAAAAGGCAAAUUGAGAUAUUCAACCGUAAAAUCACAUCCGUGAACGAUACGGAAUCGGUUAAUUCAAAAUUGGAAAAAUUCACUGGCAAAUAUUUAUUAAAUGUUGUCGCUUGGAAAUUAAACUCACUGAUGUUCAUUUAUUUUGAUGCCUCCAGUGGUUUAUCGAAGACAGUUCAGUACACAAGACUUUUAAUUGGGCAACUUUUAAAUAAUAUCAAGUCUCAAAGAGGAUUUUUCAACAAGAACCCGAUAUUCCUCAUACAAAUGGCUCGGAUUGGAGCAUUCCAUUGUUUUUGUCAUAUUUUUCAAUCAUCUGCUGAAAAUGAACAGGUUAUUACCGAUAUUAUAGAAUUAUUCACAAACUUACAGUUGGAAUCUAAUCCAGUAAUUAUGUCAGCAUUGCGGGUGAUGAAAAGACUUCGGGAAAUGAAUGCCAUUUGGCGAGGAGUACAAGUUAUUGAUGAUGGUGAUACUCUUAAUCAUCCUAUAAUAAGAAUUCUGAAAAAUGAUGUGAAUUUGAUCACUAAUAUAUAUAAUAAAGCACAACGCUCUAACAGAUUCUCAUUAGAAUCUUUACUCGCCAGCGAUAAUGAUGAAGAGACGGAUAGCCGAGAAUUUUUGAAAAUUGUACAUGAUUUUCAAAAUAGGCACGAUCUCUUGAAGAUAAUUUCAUUCCACUCAACUAACUUUUAA